Molecule: messenger RNA, 1254 nt
Organism: Dentiscutata heterogama
Lineage: Eukaryota; Fungi; Glomeromycota; Glomeromycetes; Diversisporales; Gigasporaceae
Source: the annotation of a GenBank genome assembly
AUGUCAAUAUUAAAAAUUUCAAAUAUUUUUAGAGCUUCUAUCAUUUUAAUUUGUUAUUAUAUUAUAACCUUUAGAUUAUUAGAAGAUUUAACUCUUAUAAAUCGAAUAUUAUCAUCACCAAAAAUACAAAAAUCAUAUAAUGACGAGAAAUUUUUAACAUAUCUUCCACAUAGUGGAUUUAAUAAUCAACUUAUCUCUUUAAAAAAUGCCAUAAUAUUAUCGUAUAUUACAAACAGAACGUUAAUAAUGCCAUCAGUAAUAAUUGACAAGGAAAUUACUCAUAGCGAGUUUGACAGACUUUAUUCUAAACUUGAAAGAUCAGUUAUUAUGAAGAAGGCUAGACUAUCAUCAUGUUCUCACCGAACAAAUGAAACAACCAAUAUUAAAGAUUUUUGUCAUAAAUCUCACAAACACCAUGAAAAAUUUUCACUGAUGUAUUGGGAUGAUUUAUUGGAUUUUACAACUCUAAAAAAACGUAUUCGAAUAAUUAAUCGUGGUCAUGAAUUUGAUCUUGAAACCUUAAAAAAAUCAUUUGAAAGUAUUUAUUAUAUUAAAGAAAAUAGCCGUUAUGGAUAUCAAUAUUUUGAUAUGGAUAAUAUGAAACGAUCAUUAGGAAAGCAAUUUAAAAAAAAGUUCCUUAUUUCUGAAUUUAUAUCAAGGCCAGAAAAAUUAAUACAUUUUGGAUCUUUACACGGAUCUCGAAGAGUAAUUUUAGAUGAUAUGAAAAAUAAAGAAUUUUUGAAUGAAGUAAAGGAGAGUUUGAGAUUUAAUCAUCCAGAAUUGAACCUUUGCAUUGAAAGGAUUAUUAAUGAAUUAGGUGGACUAAAAAAUUAUAUUGGAGUUCAUAUAAGAACCGGUGAGAGAAGGAUUGGAGAUGAAAUGUUUAGGAUUCAAGCAAAUAAUACUAUUAAACCAAUUUUUGACCGAGUAAAUCAUUACUUUUUGAACGAAAGAUUUAAUAAUACGAAAUGCCAACAUCCAAUAGUUUUCCUAGCAACAGAUGCAAAAAAUCCUAAUCGGACUUUUAGAACUUUUUAUUCAAAAUUUAGCCCUUGCAUUUUUUCUUUAACAGAUUUUAAGCAUCAUUUGAACAUUUUUAAUAAUAUAAAGGCUUAUGAUAAUUAUAAAUUAAAAAAUUUUUUUAUGCCUUUAGUGGAUUUAUUGGUCGCUUCCUCUGGUGGACACUUUGUUGGUACCGACAAAAGUACUUUUUCGAAGAUGGCUAAAGAAAUUCAUGAUUUUCAGAUAGCAUAA